Messenger RNA from Rotaria sordida, 1521 nucleotides. The record is from the annotation of a GenBank genome assembly. NCBI's taxonomy places the organism in Eukaryota, Metazoa, Rotifera, Eurotatoria, Philodinida, Philodinidae.
AUGUUAUCCGAUCAACAAGAAAUACCAGCAAAAGUAUUAGACGAUUUAUGCAGCCGUUUUAUUAUUAAUAUCCCAGCUGAACAACGUGAUGAUCUCGUUCGAGUAUUAUUUGCUGUAGAAUUAGCUCAUUGGUUUUAUAUAGAUUUUUAUUGUGAAGAUGAUGAUGAUUUAUAUGUAUGUAAUAUCAGAGAAUUUGCUCAACAAAUUUUUCACCAUUGUCCAUUUCUUCGUGAUUAUGUUCAUAAUCUUGAUAGUAUUUUAUCUCGAUGGCGUGGAUAUAAAUUAAGUGUACCAACAUAUGGUGCUGUUUUAAUUGAUCCAACAUAUGAACAUAUAUUACUUGUACGAGGAUUUUAUAAUCGUGAAAGUUGGGGAUUUCCAAAAGGAAAAGUACAAGAAAAUGAAAGUCCAUUAAAAUGUGCUAUACGAGAAGUUAUGGAAGAAGUUGGUUUUGAUAUGAAAGAUCGUGCAUUUGAAGAUCAAUAUUUAGAACGUGAUCUUAAUGGACAACUUAUUCGAUUAUAUAUUGUUAAACAAGUACCACUUGAUACAAAAUUUGCACCGAAAACAAAAAAUGAAAUUAAAGAAAUGCGUUGGUUUCCUAUAGCUGAUUUACCAUGUCAUAGACGUGAUACAAUAUCUCAAAUUAAAUUAAAUAUUAAUCCAAAAGCUUUCUUUAUGGUUAUACCAUUUAUUAAAGAUUUACGUCGUUGGAUAAAUCAAGAAUGUGGUAUAUAUUCAUCAUCAAAUGGUGAUUCAGAUAAUGCUAAUGAAUAUAUAAAACGACAUGAACAAACAAAUUUACAUUAUCAUUCACAAUUAAGACGUCGAAUAACAAUAUAUUCAAAUAAUAAUACUCGACAAAUAAAUAUUCAACAAAAAUUAUUCGGUGUUGAUCAACAAACAUCAUCAUUUAUACGUGAUGGUACAUAUGAACAACGAAGAAAUUCAAGUAAAAUUAUUGCUAAUCUUACACCACAAACUAUUGAUGAACAACAAAUAUUAUCAUCAAAUAAAUUUCAAAAACAAUUAAGUGUACAAGAUACAAUUCAAAGACAUUUUUCUCAAAUACUUAAAAAUGAUUCUAUGACUGUUACUGAUAAUACAUCAAUUACAGAAACAUUACUUAUGAGAGAAAAUAAUUCAGCUGCUGUUAUUAAUACAUCACAUACAAGUCAAUUAACACCACCUAUGUCAAAUGAUGAUGAAAAUAAACGUCCGUUAUCUGUCAAAAAUCAUAAAGGAAAAAGAUUAUCUUGUUUAUCAACAACACCAUUUCGUAUAUUACCGAGAGAUCAACCUGAUGAACUAACUACUCAAAUAAAAACACCCGAAUCAAAUAAUCAAGAUAUUAAAUCUCAACGACAUCGACGUCGUACUGGUCGACAUCAUUUAAAUAAUGACAAAUUACAAGAACCUUUGUUAAAUUUAACAAAUGAUACAUUUCAAUUUAUUGGUCCACGUUGUUGGAGACAAUUUCGUUUAAAUCGUUCCGAAGUCUUUCGUUGUCUUCGCGAGUGA